AUGUUCCGAAUCCUUGAGUCGCAAGCUCCGGCCAAACAAACGGCAACGGACACAAUCGACGUUUUGAGCAAUAGGCUACAGAGUGCAACUUUACUGGAAGAUCGACGGGCUGCGAUACAAGGCCUACGAAGCUUCGCAAAAUUAUAUCCUGCAUCUGUUGCUUCAGGGGGUCUGCGACCUUUGAUAAGCAGCUUGCACAAUGACAGCGAGGAUCCAGACACCAUCAAGGUGGUCCUAGAGACCCUGUUGAUGUUAUUUACCCCAGACGAGAACAGCCCUGAAGCGUCGGAUGAAAUAGCUCUAUGGCUGGCCGACGAAUUUACUCAGCGGCAAGACAAUAUCACAACAUUGCUAGAUCUUCUCGAAAGCAAGGACUUCUAUUCACGCCUAUACUCGCUUCAAUUGAUGUCCCACAUCUCUGGCGCGAGACCUGAACGAACACAAGAAUGCAUCUUCACCGCACCAUUGGGUAUUUCCCGCCUGGUAGGUGUGCUGACAGAUGGUAGAGAGCCUGUUCGAAACGAGGCUCUCCUCCUCCUCAUUGCUUUGACCCCCGCUUCCGAAGAGCUGCAGAAGCUUGUUGCAUUCGAAAAUACAUUCGAGAUUCUGUUCUCUUUAAUCGAAUCGGAAGGUUAUCUCACCAAUGGCACCGAGGUGGUGGAGGACUGUUUGUCCUUACUCGCCCAAUUACUUAGGUAUAACAUAUCCAACCAAUCAUACUUCCGGGAGACUGGCUGCAUACAGAAGGUGACGAAGCUUCUCAUUGAGUGCCAGCAAUACCAAGAAAAUGAUGAGGCUCCUCCUCAAUGGGCUCUGGUGCAGCGCGACAAAAAUGUCUGGGGUCUCUUGGCCAUCGUUCAACUAUUCUUGAUUCGUGGAGGCAAGGGCACUCCAAGCAACCAGACAGCAUUUUGGCAACAUGGUGUGACGGAGCAGGUACUCAGUAUAGCCUUUGGACAGAAGUUCAAUGUGAAUGUCACGUCCAAAGCUCUCGCGGCGUGUGCUGACCUAAUCCGUGGGAAUCCGCCUUUACAAGAGCGCUUUGGAGAUAUUGAAGUCUCCUGGGGCUCACAAGCCAAGAGUAUCAAUGGCGGUGCGAAGCCAGAGCGAAUUAAUGUUAUCGAGGCAUUCUUGAAACUGAGCCUUGAGCCCGCUCCCAACAAUAUGUUGGAUGCGCGUCUCGCAGCCUGCGAGUGCAUGCAAGCCUUUUUUGCCCAUCAUCCUGGAAUUCGUAUGCAUGUUCUUCGGCGUGCAAUUGAAGGGCAUACUAGUGGGCAGGACCGGAUCCCCAAUAUUUUAUCCGUAUUGCUGACAGCACCUGAAUCCCGAGGCAAUGCUGAUCCAUAUCAAGUCUGGAUGGCAAGUGUUCUUAUGUUUCAUCUGAUUUUGGAUGACCCCGACGCAAAAGCGACAGCGAUGCAAGUCACCGAAGGUGAUGCGGAAAGUGGCGAAGAAGUCGUCACUAGCGUUCAGUCGGUAGUUGGUAACUUGAUAACUGGGUUACAUCGUGGUGACGAUGAAAGAAUCACGGUCGGCUAUCUCAUGCUGCUUUGUGGUUGGCUCUACGAGGACCUUGAUGUUGUGAACGAUCUCCUUGGAGAAGGUAGCAGCAUUCAAACACUGCUGCAGGAAAUCAAGCAUCCGAGAACGCCUAGCAAGUUAAUUCCCGGUCUUUGUACAGCUCUGUUGGGUAUUAUUUACGAGUUCUCUACCAAGGAUUCGCCCAUCCCCCGAGUCACUUUGCACAAGCUACUUAUUGAGCAACUUGGUCGAGAGCAGUAUAUUGACAAGAUUACUAAGCUAAGGGAAUGCCCACUGGUUCGCGACUUUGAGGUUCUUCCCCAAACAGCUGCUGGCCAACUUGAAGGUGGACUACCUGAGGUUUUCUUUGAUCGGUCUUUUGUUGAAUUUCUCAAGGAUAACUUCAGUCGGCUCAUCCGGUCCAUUGAUCGUGAGCCGGGCUUUGAGAUAUCAAUUGUUGCUAAUGGUGUUGAAAAAGGUGUCUCGCGGGAGCUCGUGGACUCUCUUCGCGCGGAACUGGAGGAUCGGAGUCAAUCAAUCCAAAAAUUGGAAACGGAUCUUGUCGAUAUUCAACGCAAGCUUGACCAGGAGUUGUCUGACCACCGGAAGACGAAGGAAUCAACCUCUUGGGAGAUUUCCAAAGCUCAGCAGAACCAGCAGCAUCUUCAAUACAGCCGUGACCAGGAUCUGGCAAAGCUGGAAGAGCAGCAUAAGCAGGCAAAGAAUGCCUUACUGAAACAACAUGGGGAGCAACUUCAUGCUAUUGACAAUCAAUUGAAGCAGGCCUCGGCUGAGUAUGAAAGGAAAAGUGCCAAGGUACGAGAGCACCACGAACAGGAGACUGCAAGAUUUCAAAAGACCAUUCGUGGAUUGGAGUCCGAGCUUUCUAAGGCUCGGGAACAGCACACUGCCGAGGUUACUAGCUUGAAAAAGACUAUCCAGGAUCUACAGCAGUCCAUCAGUCAGUCCACAGAAGGUCAUGCUGGCGAGAUUGCUCGCUUGCAAAAGACAAUCCAGGAACUAAACUCAACUCUUGGGCAAUCUAACGAGGUCCAUGCCAAAGAGCUUGCUAGUCUUCAGAAGACAAUCCAGGACUCGGAGACUAGUGUUGGCCAGUCCAAGGAGCAGCAUGCCGAGGAAAUUGCUGGGCUGCAGAAGACCAUCCAGGAGUUGGAGUCGACUCUCAGUCAGUCCAAAGAAGGCCAUGUCAGCCAGGUCGCAGAUCUACAAAAGAAGCUGGAAAGUCUGGAAUCUCUUCUCUCUUCCAACAAUAGCCAACAUGAGACAGAAGUCUCAGCCUUCAAAGACCAGAUUGGAACUCUGGAGUCGAACUUGGCCUCUGCCCAAGUCCAGUAUGAGAGUGAGAGUGCCGAUCUCAAGAAUACCAUCGAGACCCUCCGGUCGGAUCUUGAAAAAGCCCAAGAGAAGUUCACUAAGGAUGCCGAAUCAGCCAACGAAGCUGUAUCAUCCCGACUCUCUGCGCUAGAGAAACGAGCCAAUGAAGCCGAAAAAAUGGCUAAGGAGGCUGAAUCACAAGCUCAAAGUGUCGCCCAGGCACUGAAAGAGGCCCAGGCUCAGCUUGAAAAAGCCCAGUCAGAGGUCAAAGAGAAAGAGGAGGCUUGCCAGGCCACUCAGUCGGAAUUGGAUGACUUACUUAUCGUCUUUGGGGACUUGGAGGCCAAGAGAAAUGAGGACAAGCAACGACUCAAAGACCUUGGCCAGGAAAUCUCAGAGGAUGAAGAAGAUGAUGAUGAAGAGGAGUAA
This is a messenger RNA of Penicillium odoratum, 3285 nucleotides long. RefSeq lists its product as uncharacterized. The record is from RefSeq and is a predicted model, not a curated record. The coding region runs from base 1 to 3285 and encodes 1094 amino acids. NCBI's taxonomy places the organism in Eukaryota, Fungi, Ascomycota, Eurotiomycetes, Eurotiales, Aspergillaceae. Gene Ontology annotation, biological process: endoplasmic reticulum to Golgi vesicle-mediated transport; vesicle fusion with Golgi apparatus; intracellular protein transport. The transcript is spliced from 5 exons. Gene Ontology annotation, cellular component: Golgi stack; ER to Golgi transport vesicle membrane; Golgi membrane.